Molecule: messenger RNA, 594 nt
Organism: Penicillium taxi
Lineage: Eukaryota; Fungi; Ascomycota; Eurotiomycetes; Eurotiales; Aspergillaceae
Product: low-affinity Cu transporter
Exons: 4
Coding region: 1-594 (197 amino acids)
Biological process (GO): copper ion transmembrane transport
Cellular component (GO): membrane
Molecular function (GO): copper ion transmembrane transporter activity
Source: RefSeq, a predicted model, not a curated record
AUGGACCACUCGAUGCACAUGCAACAUACGGAUCAUGAGCAUAUGGGCCAUGGCGAUAUGGGACAUGGCGAUAUGGAUAUGGGAGCCAAGUGCAGUAUGAACAUGAUAUUUACAUGGUCUUCCGAUAACCUCUGCAUUAUCUUCCGCCAGUGGCACAUCACUGGCCCCCUCUCUUUCAUCCUCUCACUCAUCCUCAUCGUCCUCCUCACUGCAGGCUACGAAGGUGUCAGACAAGUAACUCGAAAGUACGAGGCAGCCCAUGCCCAACGUCUGAGUGCGUUCGCAACAACUUCAUCUACAGGAGAUAACCCAAACCUAAUUCUGACCAACGCCGCCGAAGAUGGACUUCUUCCUGGAAGUAGCGAGCGCUCACCACUGGUUGUAGGAAGGGAUAACAGGGCCGCUGUUGCUCGCAAGGGCAAAUUCACUCUUGCAGCGUUGUAUGCGAUUCAAGUCUUCUAUAGCUUCUUCAUCAUGCUUCUGUUCAUGACCUACAAUGGUGCGGUCAUGAUCGCAGUGGCAGUGGGCGCUUUCGUUGGCUAUAUUGCGUUCGCCGAUGACGCGCCUGCUUCGAAGACGAUCGCUUGCCAUUAA